Eleginops maclovinus (Patagonian blennie) is the source of this 3330-nucleotide messenger RNA. RefSeq names its product uridine-cytidine kinase-like 1. Gene Ontology annotation, cellular component: cytoplasm. Gene Ontology annotation, molecular function: kinase activity; ATP binding. The record is from RefSeq and is a predicted model, not a curated record. NCBI's taxonomy places the organism in Eukaryota, Metazoa, Chordata, Actinopteri, Perciformes, Eleginopidae.
AUGGAAACAGCAAGCUGCAGCAGCAGCAGCAGCGAUAGUACCGUUAAACCGGUAGAGCAGCCGCCAGAUGACGACGAGGUGGACAGGUCCAUGUUGCGGUCCGACAGUGGGAGUGGAGAUGAUUCCCUGGACGGCCUCCUGAACCGUGUCCCCCGCUGCCCUUUGACCCCGUCUCUGUCACCUCGGAAACGGACCACGAGCCAGUCCAAGUCGGAGCCUCCGCUGCUGAGGACCAACAAACGCACCAUCUACACCGCCGGCAGACCCCCGUGGUACAACGUCACCGGGACCACCUUCAAAGAGGCCUUCGUUAUCGGUCUGUGUGGGGGAAGUGCUUCAGGUAAAACCACGGUAGCCAAUAAGAUCAUUGAAGCGCUGGACGUCCCCUGGGUGGUUCUGCUCUCCAUGGACUCUUUCUACAAGGUGUUGAAUAAAGAGGAGCAGGAACUCGCGGCUAAGAACGAGUAUAACUUCGAUCACCCCGACGCGUUUGACUUCGAGCUGGUGGUCACCGUCCUCAGGAAGCUGAAGAAAGGGAAGAGCGUCAAAGUCCCCGUGUACGACUUCACGUCUCACGGCAGACGCAAAGAAUGGAAAACGGUGUACGGGGCCAAUGUGGUCAUCUUUGAGGGCAUCCUGGCGUUUGCCAACAAGGAGCUGCUGAAGCUGCUGGACAUGAAGGUGUUUGUGGACACAGACUCUGACAUCCGUCUCAUACGGCGGCUGAAGAGGGACAUUUCACAGCGCGGCCGGGACAUCAGCGGCAUCAUCAAACAAUACAACACGUUUGUGAAGCCUGCGUUCGAGCAAUACAUCGAGCCCACGGUGCAGGCUGCGGACAUCGUGGUGCCCAGAGGCGGAGAAAACUUUGUAGCUCUGGAUCUGAUUGUUCAGCACGUUCACAGUCAGCUGGAGAAGAGGAAGCUCCGCUGGGAUAUAUCGGCUCUGGCCUCGGCUCACCAGGGUCAGCCGCUACCCAAAACCCUCAGCGUGAUGGAGAGCACGCCUCAGGUCCGCGGCAUGCACACCAUCAUCAGGAACAAGGAGACGAACAGGGAUGAGUUUAUCUUUUACUCCAAGAGAUUAAUGAGGCUCCUGAUAGAGCACGCCCUCUCCUUCCUGCCUCUCAAGCCGGUGUGUGUGGAGACGCCUCAGGGUGGCAACUAUAACGGCAAGAGACUGAGCGGGAAAAGAAUCACAGGCGUCUCCAUCCUGAGAGCCGGGGAGACGAUGGAGCAGGCUCUGAUGGCGGUGUGCAAAGACAUCCGGCUGGGAAAGAUCCUCAUCCAGACCAACCACGACACCGGGGAACCGGAGCUUCACUACCUCCGUCUGCCCAAAGACAUCACGGAGGAUUACGUCAUCCUGAUGGACAGCACCGUGUCCACCGGAGCGGCUGCCCUCAUGGCCGUCAGAGUGCUGCUGGACCAUGAUGUGGCGGAGGAUAAGAUCUUCCUCCUGUCGCUGCUGAUGGCGGAGAUGGGCGUGCACUCGGUGGCCUACGCCUUCCCUAAAGUGCGCAUCAUCACCACGGCCGUGGACAAGGAGGUCAACGACCAGUUCCACAUCAUCCCCGGCAUCGGUAAUUUUGGAGACCGUUACUUUGGCACCGACGCUCCGUCAGACUGGUGUGAGAGCGAUGAAGGGAUGGACUUCUGAGGGGAGUACAGAGGGUUGUUACAGAAGCACUUACAGCCAUUUAAACCGUUUUUAAAAGAGACUCUCCUUCAUCCCUCGCUGUAAUGAACGGCUUCCUGUUCACCAGAGAGGCGUUCACUGUCAGGUCAGUCGGAGAGAUCAGUGGAGGUUCCCAUUUCCUGCCACUCGAGUUUACAGAAAGUUCAAAGGGGUCGAAGUGUUACCCGUCCCUCUUGUAAUUAUUCCAGAGCCAUCUCAAACGUAAUGCUACAAGUUAAGAGAAAUGCUUGAAUAUUGUGUACAUAAUGUCAAUGCCAAUAAUGUUUGUCUUUGUUGCUGAAGCUUCGGAGUUAAUGCUUGAAGUAUAAGUACUGGAAGAAGCUUAAAGGGGCCCUAUCCUGCAGAUGUACUGUCUCUACUGACAUGUCUCCAUGCUUUAAUCUUCAAAAAGCUCCUCUUUUGUCCCGCCUCUUAGCCUAUCACGUGCAAUGUGUUGGAGCGCUAGCCAAUUAGAAGUGCCAAUGUUACAUAGUGGAACUUUGAGAUUUUAGCCUUUGCAGACCAUUCACAUGCAUUUAAACCUAUAACACACUACAGGAAAGGGAAAACUUGAAAAAGCAUAGUAGGACCUCUUUAAAAAUCCUCAAGUUUCUUUCAGGAUUUUGCACAGCGAGUAUCUCUGCCUUCAAACACCGUUACCUGAAGAGCUGGGAAGAAUUAGCAAGAGCUACAGUCAGGUUUAAUGCUAGAGUAGUCUAUCCUGCGACACACUAAACAAUAACAACCAUACAGACUAUUAAACAUUUGGAAAUGUGUUCUUACUUUGAAUCUACUCCUUAAAAGUUAAAAGCAUUAUGCAUUAAGGAAUCAUUUAAGCUUUAAUUCCCAUUUGCAUUUCUAGCUACAUUUUAGAUGUGAAGACACAGGCUUUGAGAGUCUGCAAAUGUUUUGUAAUGUACCUUUUUAAAAUGCUUGAAUACCGCUUACAUGUUGCUCCUAUAAAACUGUAGGAAAACCUGAAUCAUUGCACAAAAACAGAAGAAUAACGCCUCGUGUUUUACGAAGAGUCGCUAUCCCAAGUAUUGUAUAUUUAGGGGAUGAAGGGUCCGGGGUCAUGGAGGUGUAACACCAUUUGUACUUGACGGCGUCCUGUGUGUUUAAUUUAAAACCUUGUGUGAGAAUCAUUCAUGCGUCACAGCUUUGAUUUAAUGAUGCUAGUACUGUAUGUUAUUGUCUCAGGCUACCUUCCCUGCAGAGGAACAACAACUUUACUUGAAGAUAAUUAACGGAAGACUGUCAAAUAUUAUUGAUUAUUGUUUUAGCUAUUUUGUUUUCAACCAUGCUCAGAAAAACCGGUCAUUGUAUUCAUUGUUACUCAAAUAAUUUCAGUCAGAUGUAGCUGUUAUUUAUAUCAGUUCAUGGCUCUGUAUUGCAUUGCUUUUCAACUGUGUGUAGAAACGCUCUCUGUGGCCUUAAACCACUUCUUUAGUUCACAAAAUAAUUCAUAAUUUAAUGGACCAGGAGACCAAGUGGCAAGUGUUGCUGCUAGGGAUCAAGUGUCUUGAUUUAAAACCGCAGCAGCAGCAGCAGCACUUGUGUUUACAUCAGAUCGUUAUAUUCAAAUUAAACAAAGUCUCAUUUGUUGUGUUUUUCUGAAUUAAAUGCAGAAACUGACCCGUGUUGGGACUCGUA